Molecule: messenger RNA, 1267 nt
Organism: Anopheles marshallii
Lineage: Eukaryota; Metazoa; Arthropoda; Insecta; Diptera; Culicidae
Gene: Galphaq
Product: guanine nucleotide-binding protein G(q) subunit alpha
Exons: 8
Coding region: 1-1062 (353 amino acids)
Biological process (GO): phospholipase C-activating dopamine receptor signaling pathway; adenylate cyclase-modulating G protein-coupled receptor signaling pathway
Cellular component (GO): heterotrimeric G-protein complex
Molecular function (GO): G-protein beta/gamma-subunit complex binding; GTPase activity; guanyl nucleotide binding
Source: RefSeq, a predicted model, not a curated record
AUGGAGUGCUGCCUGUCCGAGGAAGCCAAAGAGCAAAAGCGCAUCAAUCAGGAGAUUGAGCGGCAGCUGCGACGAGACAAACGGGAUGCGAGGCGAGAGCUGAAGCUGUUAUUGCUGGGUACUGGUGAAUCGGGUAAAUCAACAUUCAUCAAGCAGAUGCGUAUUAUUCACGGCAGCGGCUACUCGGACGAGGACAAGCGGGGCUUCAUCAAACUAGUAUACCAAAACAUCUUCAUGGCGAUGCAGUCAAUGAUACGAGCGAUGGAUCUGCUGAAGAUACUGUACAGUGAUCCGGCAAAUAUCGAGCAUGCCGAGCUAAUACGAAGCGUAGACUUCGAAACAGUGACCACAUUCGAACCGCCAUACGUUCAAGCAAUCAAAGACUUAUGGGCCGAUGCGGGCAUCCAGGAAUGUUACGACCGAAGGAGAGAGUAUCAGCUAACAGAUUCCGCCAAAUAUUACUUAAGCGAUUUGGCACGUAUCGAACAGGAAGAUUUUCUCCCAACGGAGCAAGAUAUUCUAAGAGCUAGGGCACCGACAACGGGCAUUUUAGAGUAUCCAUUCGAUUUGGAUAGCAUCAUCUUUAGGAUGGUAGACGUCGGCGGACAAAGAUCUGAAAGAAGGAAAUGGAUCCACUGUUUUGAGAAUGUAACAUCAAUCAUAUUCUUGGUUGCACUGUCGGAGUACGAUCAAAUUCUGUUCGAAUCCGAAAACGAGAAUCGAAUGGAAGAAUCGAAAGCUUUAUUUAAGACCAUUAUUACGUAUCCAUGGUUCCAACAUUCGUCGGUGAUUCUGUUCUUGAACAAAAAGGAUUUGCUGGAGGAAAAGAUCAUGUAUUCGCAUUUGGUAGAUUACUUCCCCGAGUACGAUGGACCACAAAGAGAUGCAAUAGCUGCCAGAGAAUUUAUACUUCGCAUGUUUGUAGACUUAAAUCCCGAUUCGGAGAAAAUAAUUUAUUCACAUUUCACUUGUGCGACAGACACCGAAAAUAUUCGGUUUGUGUUCGCCGCAGUCAAGGACACGAUACUUCAGUCCAACCUAAAGGAGUACAAUCUGGUCUGAACUCGGAGAGGCAACAGUGCUUGCUUGCCAUUGGCACCUGCGUUUCGGUACCGAUUACAACAGAAGCAUAAUGGUGAACGAUCGCUGGCGAUGAUCUCGUUAACGUCAAAGGUGUGGUAUCCCUUCAUCAUUAUUCGCCUUUGGUGCCAUGCUACUGCAACUCUAUCGUCAUUGUUACCAACAAACCAACAAUUACUUCAUCUAU